AUGUUGGCUGCACAGAAGGCAAUGUCUCAACAAUUGACAUCCCUCACAUCAAUGUUUGAAAAGUUUCAAGCAUCAGCAGUCCAAACACAGCCAACUCCACUAGUUUGUGACUUUUGUGGUGGAGAGCAUGAGAACACCAAUUGUGGAGCUCUUGGAGGAAAUGAAGCAGCAUCAGUGAAUGGGAUCUGGAAUGAUCAGAGGAAUUCAGGAAACUUCCAGAAAAAUCAAAGCAGUCCAUAUGGUGAUACUUAUAAUCCAAGGUGGAAAAAUCACCCUGGGUUCAAUUAUAAGUCAACUCAGCACCAACUCAACCCAUCUAUUCCACAACAGUCACAACCUUCACAAAGUAAUCCUUCUAAGCUGGAGAAAGCCUUGACACAACUCUCAAGAACAACUAAUGACUACAUCCAAGGUUUAGAGACUUUCGGGAAUGAGACAACUUCCUUUAUGCAAGAAACCCGAACUGCAAUGAGAAAUCAAGAAGCAUCAAUCAGAAAUCUUGAAACUCAGAUCGGGCAAUUAUCCAGGAAAAUUUCUGAAAGAGUUCCAGGAACUCUUCUGGGUAAUACAGACACUAACCCAAAUGCGCACUAUAAGGCCAUUACCACUAGAAGUAGGAUAGUAAUUAAACCUGUGAUCAAGCCUUCAGUUGAGAAAAAGAAAGUUGAAGAACCUGCAAUUGAAAAAGAAAAAGAGAAAGAAGUUGAGAAAGAAUCCGUUGCACGGAAAACAGUUCAUGAAAAGAAAGAGUUCAAAUGGGAGAAAAAGAAAGCUCAGGAAAGACAAGAAAAGCCAUUGGAACUCUCACCUUAUGCAAAGAUUCCAUAUCCGCAGAGGUUCAGAGAGGAAAUCAAAAAGCAGCAGUAUUCCAAGUUUCUUGACAUUUUCAAGAAGUUGCAAAUCAAUAUUCCAUUUGCUGAAGCCUUGGAGAGUAUGCCAAAUUACGCAAAGUUUAUGAAAGAUCUCUUAUCAAGAAAGCGUAAACUGAAAGAAUGUGAGACAGUGACUUUGACAGAAGAAUGCAGUGCUAUAAUUCAGAAGAAGUUACCUCUGAAACUCCAAGAUCCUGGAAGUUUUAGCAUUCCCAUAGAAAUUGGCAACAUUGAUGUGGGAAAGGCACUAUGUGACUUGGGAGCUAGUAUUAAUCUUAUGCCACUAUCCAUCUGCAAGGCUCUGGGAAUUCAUGAAUUGAAGCCGACUAAAGUUUCACUACAGUUAGCUGACAGAUCUACCAGGAGGCCAGAUGGAGUCAUUGAAGAUGUAUUGGUAAAGAUUGAUAAAUUUAUUUUCCCUGCGGAUUUCGUCAUCUUAGACAUAGAAGAGGAUGCUGAAAUUCCCUUACUUUUGGGAAGACCCUUCUUAGCCACUGCAAGGGCUAUGAUUGAUGUAGAGCAAGGCAAGUUGAUGUUACGGGUUAAUGAUGAGACCGUAACGAUUGAUGUUCUUGAAUCUAUGAAACAUCCUUCCGACGGAGGAGAUUGCUUCAAGGUUGAUGUAAUCAAUGAUGCAGUGUUAGAUACUAUCGAUGAAAUACUCCAACCACUGAUGGAAUUGGAGUCAUUAGAAGAAGAUCUACUGAAAAAUGCAACUGAAGCAACAGAAGGAGAACAAGAGGUUGAAAAGCUAGAAAAGAAGGUUGAUGAUGUUACUAAAGGAGCUCCAAAGGUUGAAUUGAAAGAGCUUCCUCCUACUUUGAAAUAUGCAUUUCUUGGAGAAAGAAAGACAUACUCGGUGAUCAUCAAUAUAAAUUUGUCAACUGUCGAAGAAGAAAAAUUAUUGAAAGUGUUGAGAGAGCACAGAACAGCUAUAGGAUCGUCUAUUACAGACUUGAAAGGAAUAAACCCAUCUUUUUGCACUCAUAAAAUAUUGAUGGAGAAUGAUGUGAAACCAGUCAGACAACCUCAGAGAAGAUUGAAUCAAACUAUGAAAGAAGUUGUGAGAAAAGAAGUCGUGAAGCUCUUGGAUGCUGGUAUGAUCUAUCCAAUUUCUGACAGUGCAUGGGUGAGUCCGGUACAAACAGUUCCAAAGAAAGGAGGGAUUACAGUGGUACGUAAUGAAAACAAUGAAUUGAUUCCUACAAGGACUAUUAUCGGCUGGAGAAUGUGCGUCGACUACAGGAGACAUAAUCAGAUAGUAGUUGCUCUGGAAGAUCAGAGAAGACAACUUUCACCUGUCCUUAUGAGAUGCCAAGAGAGUAAUUUAGUACUCAACUGGGAAAAAUGCCACUUUAUGGUAAGAGAUGGAAUAGUCUUAGGCCAUAAGAUCUCUGAGAAGGGGAUUGAAGUUGAUAGAGCAAAGAUCUCACUUAUAGAAAAACUUCCCCCUCCUUCUAAUGUGCGUAGUGUACGUAGUUUUCUUGGACAUGCAGGUUUCUAUCGGCGCUUCAUCAGAGAUUUCUCAAAGAUAGCCAAGCCACUCUGCAAAUUAUUGGCCAAAGAAGAAGAGUUCAACUUUGACAAUAAUUUUUUGAUUUCUUUUAAUCUCUUGAAAGAAAAAUUGACUACCGCACCUAUUAUCACUUCACCUAAUUUUGAAUUACCUUUUGAAUUGAUGUGUGAUGCUAGUGAUUAUGCUAUAGGUGCAGUUUUAGGUCAAAGAAAAGAUAAACUAUUGCAUGUUAUAUAUUAUGCUAGUAAGAUUCUGAAUGAAGCACAAAUGAAUUACACUACUACUGAAAAAGAAUUGCUAGUAGUUAUAUAUGCUUUUGAUAAAUUUAGAACCUAUUUGCUAGGAUCUAAAGUUAUUGUGUAUACUGAUCAUGCUGCCUUGAAAUACUUAUUGACUAAACAGGAUGCUAAGCCAAGACUACUUAGGUGGAUGCUUCUACUUCAAGAAUUUGAGAUAGAAAUCAGAGACAAAAAGGGAGUAGGGAACCGGGUAGCUGAUCAUCUCUCUAGACUUCAAGAGGAAGAACUUCAAGAUAUGGACACUCCACCAUGGUUUGCAGACUUUGCAAAUUUCAAAGCGGCUGGGACAAUUCCUAAGGAGUUUUCAUGGCAACAACGGAAAAAGUUUCUGCGUGAUGUGAAAAGAUACUUGUGGGAAGAACCAUUCUUAUUCUACACAUGUUCUGUUGGAGUCAUUAGAAGAUGCAUCCUGGAAGAAGAGAUGAAAGAUGUUCUAUGGCACUGUCACGGUUCAGACUACGGAGGCCACUUCGCGGGAGAAAGGACGACUGUAAAAGUUCUUAUGAGUGGGUUCUAUUGGCCCACUUUAUAUAAAGAUGCCAGAAAAUUCAUGGAAUCUUGUGAUUGUUGCCAAAGAACGAGGAACAUAUCAAAAAGACAUGAAAUGCCACUGAACAAUAUCAUGGAAGUUGAAAUCUUUGACGUUUGGGGCAUUGACUUCAUGGGGCCUUUCCCCACUUCAUACGGAAAUAAAUAUAUAUUGGUGGCGAUGGAUUACGUCUCUAAAUGGGUGGAAGCAGUUGCUUUGCCUACCAAUGAUUCUAGGGUCGUAGUCAACUUCAUCAAGAAGAACAUUUUCGUGAGGUAUGGAGUACCAAGAGCAAUGAUCAGUGAUGGAGGCACACAUUUCUGCAACAGACAAGUUGAGUAUGUGCUCGCAAAAUACAGCGUCAGACACCGCAUUGCCACACCAUAUCAUCCACAAACCAGUGGACAAGUGAAGAUAUCAAACCGGGAACUGAAGCGUAUCCUUGAGAAAACAGUGGGAAGCUCCCGGAAAGAUUGGGCUCGCAAGCUAGAUGAUGCAUUAUGA
Molecule: messenger RNA, 3720 nt
Organism: Gastrolobium bilobum
Lineage: Eukaryota; Viridiplantae; Streptophyta; Magnoliopsida; Fabales; Fabaceae
Exons: 3
Coding region: 1-3720 (1239 amino acids)
Biological process (GO): DNA integration
Molecular function (GO): nucleic acid binding
Source: RefSeq, a predicted model, not a curated record